AUGUCAACAUCUUUUGAGAGUUUCCGUUUGCUUCGUGUGCCAUAUUCAGUGCAGGAAAUAACCAACCACUUUGUGGAGUACUGUCUCCAGAACCACAUCCUUGCGCGUGGAUUAUGCCGAAUUGGUUACAUUCAACGAUGCAAACCCAUACUUCAGCUUUCUAGCGAGAGUUCUAACGCGGUAGAAAAGACAACCAGUAACCCUACCACCCUGCUACGUGGGCUUGUCGCCAACAAAAACAUACCCAAGGACACUAACGUAGUGAUGCUUCCACUGAGUGCAUGCAUAGGUCCAUCGAAUGUUGUAAAAUGUGCGUCUUUUUUCAACGUUUUUCCUUGUGAAGAGCGUGAAAAGUAUUUUUAUCAAGCGGCCUCCGUCCAAAACAGUCGAGUGGCAGAGAAAAGCCUUAUCCGGCAUAACCAACUAUUCCUGGCGCUUUACAUAACCUACCUCCUGCUCGUCCGGGCCCUCAAGCCGGACGCGCUGAGAGAAAUCCCAGGGUCCUAUGCAAUUAAUUACCUCGAUUUCCUCCCAAGAAGUGAGGGCAAUUUUGCAGAGCUGGAGACGUGCAUGGUGAUUACCCUUGAGACCGUGGAGGCCUGUCGGAUUGGGCAAACCUGCUUGGCCACCCAUUUUAAUAUCCCACAGGCCGAAAUACGGCCUUUACUGGUGUGGGCGCUUUGUAUGAUCUACAGCCGCAUGGUGCCGAUUGAUGAAAGGGGCCUCCUGGAAGAGGCGUUCCGGGACACCCCUGCUGCGCACAUGUUCGCGGGCACCACCCAGGCUCUGCGCCAGAUCAGCGCUGGAACUAACAAUGCCAACCACACCAGCACUGACAGUAACAAUGACAACAGCGGCCCGGCCUCCGGGAGUGCCCUUGUGACGGAGCCCAUCUCCUUUCUGUGCCCCGUCAUCGACAUGUGCAAUCACGGCGACAAGGAGAACGUCGCGGUGAUGGUCCCAGACGCCGCACCGCGACGGGUGGUCUGCCUGCGCACCCUGCGUAAUGUCGCUCAAGGGGAGGAGCUUAUCAUGACGUACAGCCAAUCUCCAGCAGAGCUCAGGACGAUAUGGGGCAUGUCUCAGGUGUUGGUUUAA
Molecule: messenger RNA, 1098 nt
Organism: Phytomonas sp. Hart1
Lineage: Eukaryota; Euglenozoa; Kinetoplastea; Trypanosomatida; Trypanosomatidae
Source: the annotation of a GenBank genome assembly